This is a messenger RNA of Carya illinoinensis, 5528 nucleotides long. Its product is annotated as protein GFS12. Gene Ontology annotation, molecular function: ATP binding; protein kinase activity; protein binding. NCBI's taxonomy places the organism in Eukaryota, Viridiplantae, Streptophyta, Magnoliopsida, Fagales, Juglandaceae. The record is from RefSeq and is a predicted model, not a curated record. The transcript has 16 exons. Gene Ontology annotation, biological process: protein phosphorylation. The coding region runs from base 150 to 5108 and encodes 1652 amino acids.
CUCCGCGCUUCCUUCCACCUAUCGAUCAAAGGCGUUCCAGAGACUGAUAGUUCUUUUCCAGACUCUCUACCAUUCCCCUUGGGUCACAGAGAUAGAAGAAAAAAUGGAGGGAGAUUGAAUGAUCGUGUCUCUUCGGGAGAAGAAAGACAAUGGAAGCAGAGAUGUGCUUCGAGUGUCUCCAGCGCCGAAUCGAGUCAGAUUUCUCUGACCGGCUCGUUUUCUCCUAUGGAUUCUCUGACUCCCACUCCGCUCUCCCUCUCGGCUCUUCUGUCGUUGUUCAGAUGUCUAAUCCAAAUGGUGACGGCUCAGCUAAUCAGUUUAUCUUGGUUUAUAUUCCAACUCAUUACCGUAAUUGCAUGACCAAAUACGUAAAUGAAUAUAUUGAAGAAAAUCUUCAAGAAAGUUAUAGUAAUUGUGGGAUUGAUAAUUUUAGUCAAGAUCGAGCGGAUGUCGCCAUACCAGAAACUCCGAGUGAUAAAACAAUUUCCGAUAGUUCUACAUGUAACCAUUCUGCUAGGUUCUCUUGCUCAAGGAUAAUCACUGCGUUGGCCUCUAUUGCUCAAGUUGGGAUUUGUUCCUACUCUGUUUUUGAAGAGGUUGUUGCCAACUAUCUGUCUGGGUCUCUGGAAGAUCACAUUUUGUGUUCACUUAGUCUCUUGGUUGAAGGGAAAGCUUCAGGGCGAGACAGCAUAAAUUUUCUUGGUUUACUUGGGAUACCAUCAUUUCAGGAGAAUAACUUUCCUGGUUCCCUGAGGCAUCCAAAUAUAGCUCCUGUUCUUGCAAUUCUCAAGACAUCUGGCUAUACUAAUUUGGUGCUUCCAAGAGCACCUUACACCUUGGAAAACAUUCUCCACUAUAGUCCAAAUGCUUUAAAGUCUGAGUGGCAUAUAAAGUUCUUAAUAUAUCAGAUACUCUCUGCCCUGGCUUACAUUCAUGGUUUAGGGGUUGCCCAUGGUUAUAUAUGCCCAUCCAGUAUAAUGUUGACUGAUUCGUGCUGGUCUUGGCUGCGGGUUUGUGAUAAGCCAUGGUUAGGAUUCAAUUGUAGUACAAGACAUAAUGGGCACACUGAUGCUACCCCUGCAAAGAUAGGUUGCUGCAUAGAGGGUUGUCCAUCUCAAUGUCUUUAUGCUGAUUUGAAGCUUUCAUCGUCUAUAGACUGGCAUUCUGAUUUUAAACGGUGGUGGAGGGGAGAGAUGAGUAAUUUUGAUUACCUGCUCAUCUUAAAUAGAUUAGCUGGGAGAAUAUGGGGUGACCAUACCUUUCAUACGGUGAUGCCAUGGGUGAUAGAUUUUAGCACAAAACCUGACGAGAAUUGUGAUGCAGGGUGGAGGGAUUUAAGUAGGAGCAAAUGGCGGUUGGCAAAAGGGGAUGAGCAGUUGGAUUUCACCUAUUCAACAUCUGAAAUCCCCCACCAUGUAUCAGAUGAAUGCCUUUCUGAAUUGGCUGUGUGCAGUUACAAAGCAAGGAGGCUACCUUUGAGUGUUCUACGUACAGCUGUUCGUUCAGUAUAUGAACCCAACGAGUAUCCUUCUACUAUGCAAAGACUCUACCAAUGGACCCCUGAUGAAUGCAUUCCAGAGUUUUUUUGUGAUCCUCAAAUUUUUAGUUCUCUUCAUGCUGGUAUGACUGAUUUGUCAGUACCUUCAUGGGCAGGUAGUCCUCAAGAGUUCAUUAAGUUACAUCGUGAUGCUUUAGAAAGUGACCGGGUCUCACGCCAAAUCCAUCAUUGGAUUGAUAUCACCUUUGGGUACAAAAUGUCAGGUCAGGCAGCCAUUGCUGCCAAAAAUGUUAUGCUGUCUUCUUCAGAUCCCACAAAGCCAAGGUCAGUGGGACGCCGACAGCUCUUUACUCGACCACACCCUAUGCGUCAAGAUACUGCCAGGAGAACAUGUGAUGGUGCCAAUGGCUUGACUAUGCAUCAAUGCCGAUCAAAUGAAUUGGAGAGUGAGGAAUCUCUCCUCUUUGAAACUGCUUACUUACAAGAACUGGAAGAAGCGUCUGCUUUUGCUGAACAUGCCAGGCAUUUGGGUGCUCCUUAUGGCUUCCACCAAGAAUAUUCUGGGAAGGAUGUCUCUCCUGCAGAGGAGCCACCAGGUGAGAGUUCCAAGGGAAGUAUGUCUAUGCUCUCUGACAUUGUCAGAAACAAUGGAGUGCCUUUUGGUAUUGAUGUGAAUUAUCUUCUUGAGCAUAUUGAAGUUGAGGGUGAAGGUUCCAUGGGAUAUCAAGAUUUCUUACUCUGGAGGCAGAGGUCAUCUUGUAUGAGUAUUUUUUCUGAAGAUGCUGCAAAAGACAUAUUCUCUGUAGGUUGUGUUUUGGCAGAACUGUUUUUGAGGAAGCCACUUUUUGAUUCAACUUCACUGGCUAUGUACUUGGAGAGUGGCAUAUUACCUGAAUUGAUGCAGGAACUUCCUCCUCACACUAAAGUAGUUGUUGAAGCAUGCAUUCAGAAGGACUGGAUGAGGAGGCCAUCUGCUAAAAGUCUUUUAGAUUCACCUUAUUUUCCUGCAACCAUUAAGUCAUCAUACUUGUUUCUUUCUCCACUUCAACUUCUUGCUAAAGAUGUCUCCCGUCUUCAUUAUGCUGCGAGUUUUGCAAAGCAAGGAGCCCUAAAAAAAAUGGGAACAUUAGCAGCUGAAAUGUGUGCUCCAUACUGCUUACCGAUAGUAUUGACUCCUUUGUCGGAUGCUGAAGCUGAAUGGGCUUAUAUAUUGCUGAAAGAAUUCAUAAAAUGCUUGAAUUCAAAAGCAGUGAAGGCAUUGGUCUUGCCUGCUAUUCAAAAGAUUUUACAGACUACAGGUUAUUCUCAUCUGAAGGUAUCAAUUCUCCAAGAUUCAUUUGUGCGAGAGAUAUGGAAUCGAGUUGGUAAACAAGCAUAUCUUGAAACUAUACAUCCUUUGGUCAUAUCAAACUUGCAUGUUGCUCCUCAUAAGCGUUCAGCGGCUGCUGCUUCCGUGCUGCUGAUUGGUUCUAGUGAAGAGCUUGGAGUACCCGUUACAAUUCAUCAGACAAUCUUGCCUCUGAUUCAAUGCUUUGGGAAAGGCCUCUGUGCUGAUGGAGUUGAUGUCCUGGUUAGAAUUGGUGGCCUUUUAGGCGAGGUUUUUAUUGUCAAACAGCUGCUACCAUUGCUUAAACAUGUUAUUCAUACCUGCAUUGAAGUCUCAUAUGUGAAGAAGCCUGAGCCUGUCCAGAGCUGGAGUGCUUUAGCUCUUAUUGAUUGUCUUAUGACAUUAGAUGGCCUGGUUUUAUACAUGUCAAGGGAGAUGGUCGUAAAGGAGCUAAUUGAUGAUCGGAGUUGCCUUCAUGUUAUGAUUCUUAUGCAGAAGAGUUUGGAAUUUGCAGUGCUUCAGGUUGCUGCUACGACUCUCAUGGCUGUUUGUCAGCGGAUUGGACCAGAUUUGACGGCAUUGCAUGUUCUGCCUCAGCUUAAAGAGCUAUUUGAUGAGCUUGCUUUCUCACGUGAAAUUAGUGAAGGGCCUGCUCCUCUUGUGAGAAGAAGCUCGAAGGUCUAUAAACCCAAAAUUGAUGGGGAGGCUCAAAUCGAAAGCCGUAUGGACCUAGCGUUGAUUCUGUAUCCUUCUUUUGCAUCUCUUCUUGGUAUAGAGAAACUUCGACAGGGUUGUGCAACAUGGUUGCUUCUUGAGCAAUAUCUUCUACGGUCUCGUAAUUGGAAGUGGGAAUAUACAGGAGAGUUGUCUAGAAGUGGCUUGGAAAGUGUAAUCCUUAAGAGACCUCUGUUCAGCAAAGGCUUGACAUCAGAAUACAAUCCUGCUAAGCUGUUACUUAAUGGGGUUGGAUGGUCAAUUCCACAAUCGCAAGGAGUUAGAGGUGCCAAAAACUUGAUUCCACAGAGAUGGAUUAAUGAAGUACGUAAGAAUCCAGUUGAAAUUGAUGCAUCAACAUCAAACCUUGUGAAGCUCGAGCCAUGGUUUUGGUUCCCUAGCCCAGCUUCUUGCUGGGAUGGGCCUGAUUUUCUUGGGCGUGUAGGGGGUCUAAAAGAUGAACUUCCAUGGAAGAUCAGAGCAUCUGUUAUAUACUCGGUCCGUGCACAUCAGGGGGCAUUAAGAUCUCUAGCUGUUUGCCAAGAUGAAUGUACGGUCUUCACUGCAGGAAUUGGCCCAGGAUUCAGGGGAACUAUUCAGAAAUGGGACCUGACGAGAAUUAAUUGUGUGUCUGGCUAUUAUGGUCAUGACGAGGUUGUUAACGACGUCUGUGUCUUGUCGUCUAGUGGAAGAGUUGCAUCAAGUGAUGGAACUAUACAUGUUUGGAAUAGCCGAACUGGGAAACUAAUAUCAGUAUUUGCUGAACCCUCGGUGGAUUUCACACAUCUUGCAAGCCCUUUGUCUCCUGUUUCAAAGAUUAAUGUUGAACAGGCCAAUAUGCUUAAUUCCAAUACACUAUCAAGUGGGAUAUUGACUAGUGCCUUUGAUGGGAGCUUGUAUACUUGUAUGCAUCAAUUAGAAUCUAUUGAAAUGCUUGCAGCCGGCACUGGAAAUGGUUCUCUCAGGUUCAUUGAUAUUUCCCGGGGUCAAAUGCUUCAUCUGUGGAGGGGUGAUUCUGUUGAAUCUGGUUUCCCUUCUCUUAUUUCUGCAUUAUGCUCCUGUGGGUCUGACACCACACAAGCUUGUGGAACUCGUGCUUCACCGUCUUGGAUUGCUGCCGGUCUAAGUACUGGUCAUUGUCGGUUAUUUGACUUGAGGAGUGGAAAUGUUAUUACCUCAUGGCGAGCUCAUGACGGAUAUGUGACAAAGUUGGCUGCACCAGAGGACCAUUUGCUCAUUUCAAGCUCUCAUGACAGGACUUUACGAAUCUGGGACUUAAGAAGAAAUUGGCCACCUCAGGCUACUAUUUUCAAAGGUCACACAGAUGGGGUGUCCAGCUUCUCUUUGUGGGGCCAAGAUGUUAUAACGAUCUCCAGGAAUAGGAUUGGUCUUACAUCUUUAUCUAAAUCUGCUGAUGAGGAUGGGCAUCUUCGGAUCAUGCCUCAGAAACUCUACUUGGCGGAUAAUGGAACAAAAAACUUAUCGAUGUUAUCGAGUAUAAGUAUUCUUCCCUUCUCGCGGCUGUUUCUUGUUGGAACUGAAGAUGGUUAUCUGAGAAUCUGUUGUUAGAUACAUGGUCGAUGCUUCCAAGAAGAAAGAAAAAAAAUCAGCUUCAUAUUUGAUACAAUAGGCUCUGGAAUAGGGAUUCAAGUUUGCAAUUUACAGCAUGCUAGGUGUAUAUACUCUCUCUCCUCUUACAGUUUUACCCCCCGGCCAGGUGAGUCAUUUACAGUAGUAGGAAGAAGUCUUUAGGGGAGUGGGAGUGGCUGCAAAAGAUCUUAAUCUGAGAUUGUGUGGGUUUUGUGUGAUCUAUGAAAAUGAUUCUUCUUGUUCGAUUCAAGUAAAAUGUAAGAUUUUUGUUUAGUCAUCUCUCAGGUCUCUUCCGAUUUAAUGUGCACAUGACUUAAUUCAAACGAAUUCUUUCAUUUGUGGGGUUGUUUAGUACUCUGCGAUUUGAUUUAUUUAGAAAUGGGAUGGAUUCCUUGUUAA